AUUCGUCGGUUGUCGCUUUCAUAGAGAUAAAGUCUUUUCCUUUUUUAUUUAUUUUAUUUUUUAUACUUAUAUCCAUCUUUCACUCAACUUAUACGUUAUUAGAUGAGGGAAUUAAAGCUGGUAUUGGGUCAUGGCAAUCCACAUUUCACAAUUCACACCCACCUUUUAUUAUUUUGCUGACUCUCUCUCUUUCUCCUUUUCUUCCUCUUUACUUCUACACUAAUAUAUCAUUUUCCCCCACCCCCUCAUUUCUUUGUUGCCAGUUCAAGAAAACAAAAAAAGUUCUCCUUUGAAACUUCUCUGGAUGAUAUAUUUGUAACAUAAUCUUUCAUGGGUGGCAUAGAAUAUACAUGGACUUCAUUACGAACAACAUACACAAGAGAAUUCCUUUGUCGAGCUUUCAAUUAAAAGCAUCUAUUUCUGUAUAGAGACUAAUGAAAUGUUUGAAGAAGGCUAUGUUAUUUUGAAAGAAGUUACUUCGCAUCAAGAAUGGGUUCAGGUGAUUGGUUUAAGACAAUAAUUAGCUUAAGAAAAUCAAAACAAGGUAGAUCAAAGAAAGCAAAGGGUAUCUUAGCUCAAGAGAAACUAAAUGCAUCAAAGUCAAACAGCUAUCCAGGAAAAGAGUCUGGUGGUUUAGCAAAUGGUACUAAAAGUGAAAACCUUGUGUCAGCUGGGGUGUCAGUUGAAACUAUUGCUGCAAAAAGGAUCCAGACUGCAUUCCGAGCUUAUAAGGCUAGAAAAGCUUUACGUCGCAUGAAAGGAUUUACAAAACUGAAGAUCCUAACAGAAGGUUUCUCUGUUAAAAAGCAAGCCAGUACAGCUAUAACAUACCUUCAUUCAUGGAGCAAGAUACAAGUUGAGAUUAGAGCUCGCCGAAUCUGUAUGGUAACCGAAGACAAGAUCAGGAGGAAGAAACUGGAGUCUCAAUUAAAACUGGAGGCAAAGCUUCAUGAUCUGGAGGUUGAAUGGUGUGGUGGUUCUGAAACCAAGGAGGAAAUCCUUGGAAGGAUACAUGACAGGGAAGAAGCAGCAGUUAAGCGUGAAAGAGCCAUGGCAUAUGCCUUUUCCCAUCAGUGGAGGGCCAACUCUAGUCAGAGCCAAUUGCUAGGUAAUUAUGAACUUAGCAAAGCUAAUUGGGGUUGGAGUUGGAAGGAACGCUGGAUUGCUGCUCGUCCAUGGGAAAGCCGUGUCCCUAGCUUAUCCAUCACCCCGAAGAAAUCUCAACACAAGCAGCCAAGCCCGAGCAAAGUUCAGAAGGAUAAGAACACAUCAACACCUAAAACUCCCGUCUCGGUUAAACCUCCUUCAGCCAACGCAAAAGGCACUUCAAAAGCUAGGAGAUUGUCUUAUCCAACAACUGAGAAAACUGUGGUUCAAGGAGUGCAAUGAGUUCUCUGGAUGGGUUGUUAAGAUAAAUCACAAUUUUUAAGUAUCAAGCCUUUUUGAUAACUUGAAAUUUUCAAUUGGUUACAGUCCAUAAAAAGCCAACUUAUUUAUUUAUUGAUUGCUUCCAAUUUGUGCAUAUGAGCGUGACUGAAAUUCAAACCACUGCAGAGAAUGUGUUAACAGACCUGCUUGUGGGUGCGAUUUGUUGAUUGCUUCUGUUUAUUAUCUUUUUCAAUCUUGUAUAUUCAAAUUCAAGAGAGAUUGUAGAUAGAACAAUAUAUCUAUUUUUUUCCUUCUCUGUUGUAAUAGAAAAUUUCCAAUAUGUGAUCAAGUUGUUGACUUCGUCAUGGUUUAUUAUUACCAUAUUGAGAUGACUUGUGCAA
Molecule: messenger RNA, 1769 nt
Organism: Glycine soja
Lineage: Eukaryota; Viridiplantae; Streptophyta; Magnoliopsida; Fabales; Fabaceae
Product: protein IQ-DOMAIN 1-like
Exons: 7
Coding region: 490-1389 (299 amino acids)
Molecular function (GO): protein binding
Source: RefSeq, a predicted model, not a curated record